Molecule: messenger RNA, 10538 nt
Organism: Mercenaria mercenaria
Lineage: Eukaryota; Metazoa; Mollusca; Bivalvia; Venerida; Veneridae
Product: inositol polyphosphate 5-phosphatase OCRL-like
Exons: 27
Coding region: 130-2958 (942 amino acids)
Biological process (GO): phosphatidylinositol dephosphorylation; signal transduction
Molecular function (GO): phosphatidylinositol-4,5-bisphosphate 5-phosphatase activity; inositol phosphate phosphatase activity
Source: RefSeq, a predicted model, not a curated record
AGGACAUUCACUUCCGUUUCCUGGAAAUUCAGGAAUUUUUGCUAAAGUACGCUUAGAUUUGAUUUUACAUGAAUAAUGAUUAACAGCGUGAUUAUUUAGUGAUGUAUUUGUACAUGCAAAGUUAGCAAGAUGUCAGGAAAUCCAGAUAUUGCCAAAUUUGUACGUAAGAAAAUUGCACAGGACGAAGUUUGUGAAUGCUGUAUAGAGGGAGUGCUGGUUGUUGACAGUGUUGUGAAGACAAAGAAGUGUAUCAGUCUGAUAGAGAGACAAGGAGACCAUGCGUUGUUUAUAUUUUCAAGUCGGACCAGCCCCUGUUUGUCGGAGAGUGAUUUAAGGUUAGAGCAGGUGUUUCCGGUUGAUUCAGAUCUUAGAUGUGCCUCAGAACCUCCACAGAAAGAUGGUUCCUCUAAUCAAGAAGCGUAUCUGUUGUGGCUGCAGGUAAAGGAUCAGAAGUUUGUUCUUCAAUUUAAGCAGGGAGCAGAGGCUAAAACAUUUGUAGCAGAAUUACAUAAAGCUAUAGCACUUCAGACACAAAAUGCAGGAUUUGGUUUGCCGUCCAGUUUCAGUUGGUUGGAUAAAUAUCGGAAACAGACUGUGACAUCAAGUACUGCUACUUCAGCGGAGGAGAACAAUCCUUUUGCAACGGAUGUUUUUGAUCCAAUUAAACAUAUGAAUCUAGAAAACAACAGCUCCAGACAAACAUCUGGUGGCUUUGAAGAUGAUUUCAGCGCAAUGAGCUCGGACAUGAUCAGUAACAGUUUUAUGCUAAAAAAGAAGUCCUCCAGUAGAGACUCGCUGGAUGAUAUUCUUGGCAGUGAAGCUGGACAUACGUUCACUGAAUCCUUAGACAAGGUAGCAAAACGUCAGUUAAAUCUGAACACAGGAACUGAAAUGGCAGCAGGACUGAAACCAUUAACUGCGAGAGAAACAUUGGUGGAAUACUUGCUGAAAGAGAGACAGUCUGAAUAUGUUGACCUAAAUAAUUUCAGGGUAUUUGUUGGAACGUGGAAUGUGAAUGGCCAAAAUGCAUCUAGUUUAGAAGAAUGGCUGGCAUGUGAUAAAGAUCCACCUGAUAUCUAUGCUGUUGGAUUUCAGGAGUUGGACACUAGCAACCAGGCAUAUAUAUUUAGUGAUUCUGUAAGAGAAGUGCAAUGGCAGGAUGCUGUACAUAAAUACCUUCAUCCGAAAGCCAGGUACCAGAAGGUGAAGUCUAUAAGACUGGUUGGUGUGUUACUCAUUGUUUACAUUAAAGAAAUCCAUGCAGAACAUGUGAAACUGAUAGAUACAGAUUAUGUUCCCACCGGCAUUAUGGGAAUGUUGGGUAACAAGGGUGGUGUUAGUGUCAGGUUGUCUCUACAUGAUACUUCAUUAUGUUUCAUCAACUCUCAUCUAGCAGCACAUCAAGGUGAAUUUGAAAGGAGAAAUCAGGAUACACAAGAUAUUGAAACCAGAAUGAAGUUCAGACAGUUUCUUCCACCACUGACCGUGCAGGAUCACGACAUUGUGUUCUGGAUUGGAGAUCUCAAUUAUCGUAUAGAUAUGGAUAUCAAUGAUGUUAAAGAACUUGUCAGCAGAGGGGCAUUACAUAAACUUUUACCAAAAGAUCAGCUGUAUAGCCAACUAGCCACCAAUGUGGUAUAUAAAACCUACACAGAAGGAGAGAUCAACUUCCUACCAACAUAUAAAUAUGAUCCUGGCACGGAUAACUUUGAUUCAAGUGAAAAAAGUCGAAUACCUGCAUGGUGUGAUCGUAUAUUGUGGAAAGGAAAGGGUUGUCGUCAAAUUAUCUACAGAUCUCAUCCAACGUUAAGAAUAAGUGACCAUAAACCUGUUAGUGCUCUGUUUGAUGCUGGGAUUAAAGUGGUGGAGAGACAUCGCUAUAAGAAAGUGUAUGAAGAUAUCAUGAAGAAACUGGAUAGACUAGAGAAUGACUACCUACCUCAAGUAACUCUAGCACAGAAAGAGUUUGUAUUUAAAGAUGUGAAGUUUGCUCAACCUCAGGAACAGAUUCUGGCAGUCGCUAAUAUUGGACAGGUUCCUGUAACAUAUGAGUUUAUCAAUAAACUGGAUGAAGAUUCCCAUUGUAAACCAUGGUUGAAAGUAAAUCCUGUCCAGGCAGUAAUACCACCAGGGGAUAGUUGUGAGAUCAGCCUAGAGGUGACGGUGGAUAAAACAUUAGCGUACAGAUUUAACUGUGGACAUGAAAAAAUAGAAGAUAUUCUAGUAAUGCAUCUACAUGGUGGCAAAGACUUCUUCAUUCCUAUAACGGGUAACUAUGUUGUGAGUAGUUUUGGUUCCUCUGUAGAAGCACUUGUACAGAUGCAUGGUCCAAUACGAGAGGUUCCCACAGAGCAGCUGGUAGAUCUGGAGCGACCUGGUAGCUUAGACAAUGUAGACAUUUUGAAGGAAGGUGUAAGACUUUAUGCUUGUCCUAAAGAGAUAUUCCGUCUAGUUGACCAUAUAUGGCAAUACGGAAGACACCAGGAAGAUCUAUUUAUGCAGCCAGGUCUCAACACGGAGAUACAUCAAGUCAGGGACUGCCUCGACACUGGAGUACCGGAUAUGUUGCCUGGAAGUAUACAUUCAGUGGUAGAGGCCCUUGUUCUGUUCCUUGAUGCCCUAGCAGAACCUGUCAUUCCAUAUUGCCUGUAUGAAACCUGCUUAGAUUGUGCAAAUAAUUACCUUCUUUGUAAACAGGUGGUAUCUAAAGUGCCAGAUUGUCACAGGAAUGUCUUCAAAUAUCUCUGUGCAUUUCUACGUCAGCUCCUUGAGGAAGCUAAAUUUAAUAAUUUAGAUAUAAAAUACCUAGCCCAGAUGUUCGGGGAUGUAUUUUUACGGCCUCCGCCAGUGAGGAUGUCUAAUGUAUCAAAAAAUGUCCGGCGGCAGCAAGCUAGAUCUGAGGAGAUGAAGAAGGCAGCAUUUCUCUAUCAUUUCCUCGCACAUGAGUAUGAUGAAUAAACAAACACUAUGUGACCUUGACCUUAUCAGAGCUGUGUAUGAAAGCUGGGAAAACAAAGCUGUGAUGCCAAAGCUGGGAUAUCAAAGCCGGGAUAUCAACCAUUGAGAGAUGAGAACUUCCAUUGAGCUGGCAACUAGUAGAUCUAAACUGACAUCUGAGUGGAAAUAUUUCUUUUUGAUUUCUGUGAAAUUUCUGUCAUUUUAUCUUUUGUUUUGGCAUAUCCGCUCAGGAGUAACGUGAUAUGAUAAGAUGUUGUCUAGCAGGAAGAGUAACUUGCUGUGUGCCUAGAUGCAAAACUUGAGACAUUAUGUGUUUAAGGCUUCAGUAUCUUGCAAAGCUGAAAGUUGUACUGCGUGCUGUAAUCUCUAAAUUGUAGAAAUCUGUGGGUUGUACCUCACAGCAAAAUGGUUUAGAAAGGGUCUAUUUUGCCUGACAUUAAAGCAGAAAACAUGAUGAACAUAGAUUUUAAAUUGUCAGUAAAAAGAAAAAUGUUUGUGAUUUCAAGUGUUAUAUUAUUCAGCAUGUUGUUGUGAUUUCCAGUAUAAUUCAGUUAUAUCAUCUGACGUACUGGAUAGCUUGUGGUGCUUUUGGAAUGGUCAUCUAUUGUUAAAAAGUUACACCAGUUAAAAUUAUAAAUUUUUGUAAUUGGCUUUUACCCUGUAUGUGUAGAUUAACAAACAGUGAUUUAUGUCAACAUUUUAGAAUAAUUAGAAAAUAUUCAUAGUACAUGUAUAGUAGGGAUUGUAAAUGGCUUAUGUACAGUCUAAUAUAUAUACAGUCCAAGUUUGUUUGCCAAAAUACCUCCCUUUGCACUAACUUAUUUUUAGGUCCUGGAAUAUUCUCACCUUAGAUCACUUAAACACAUAAGACAGGGAAUGUAGAACCAUAUCAUUUGUCCCAGCAAGUAUAUUGCAGUGUAGAUCACACCUUUUUGCUUGAACAAUCCACAGGGAUGAGUUGAAUCUAUAUUUUUAGCUCAUCAUACAUGAAAGGUUAUGAACAGAACCUACUUUAAGUUUGUUAUAUUGUGCUUUUUAAAAAGAUAUUGCUGUUACAUGGUGUGCAUCAGGAUUACAAAAUGUUCAAUGAGAAAUGGUUGUUAAAAUGGUGUAUGAAAUUUACAUCAAUUUUUAAUCAAGACUGGUAUAAGAUGCAUUAUAAAAUCAGGAAUUGCAACAUAAUUUUAUGUGUAGAAAAUAAAAGUUUUUACAUUAAAGUAUUAAUGAUUGGCGAUGCUUCUCGGACUCUGGUGAGCUUGAUCCAAUGACAUAUUGAAAACCAGCAUACGGCGUAUAACUAAACUACUGAUCAUUCUGUGAUUCAAAUAAAUGUUUAUGAGCCUUUCGAGUUUGAGACACGGAAGUUGGACUGUUAUAGCAAACCACAAGCACUUGGAGAAUAAAUAUCCCAUAAACUAUUUUACAACAUAUAUGAUGAGAUUAUAUAAUUGUUUCAUAACAUUCCAACUUCAAAUGUAAGUUCAAGGUUACUGUGUAUCCAUACAUGUCUGUGUUUUUAGAUGCAGGAAUUCCAUAUCAGUUUGUGAUGUUAUUUUGGUGUUGUCUUUUGUUAUUGUGUAACAGUCUAAUAGUUCAGUGGAACAAGUAUGAGGAACUUAACCUUUAGCCUGCUGGCGGCAAGUGAUUUUGGCUUUGCGAGCAGUGCAGACCAAGAUCAGCCUGCACAACUAUAAGUAAAUUUUUAGUGAACACCCCUUCGAAUAAUUAAUGGUACUGCCCAAAUUGAAUGAUAGAACAGUCCAUUCUAAAAAUUUAGCAGGUUAAAUGUUAAAGAGGGUCCAAGGUUAUAAAACCAGUCUCAGAACUCCGGCAUCUGAUUGGUUGUUUCUAAGCAGUUUUUGAAAUUGACCAAUGGCAAAGCAGCAGUCUUGGACUGGUCUUCAGUCUGAAGUUUAACCUGACCCUGCUAAAUUUUUAAAAUAGACUGAUCUAUCAUUCAAUUUUGACAGUACCUUUUAUUAUUCAAAGGGGUGUUCACUAAAAAUUUACAGACUGAAGAGCGAACAGUGCAGACCAUGAUCAGCCUGCAGGCUGAUCUUGGUCUGCACUUGUCGCAAAGGCACAAUCACUUGCCACCAACAGACUAAAGGUUAAUAACCUUGGAUCCAGAUGUUCUUGUGAUUAUCAUCUUUGUGAAAUGUGGGUCAGGGAGAAUAUCACCUCUGACUGGUAUUUUUUUUCUGAAGAACAUAUUAUCUAGAUUGUAUGUUGAGUAUGAUUGUGCUAAGAAUGAUUGAGAUGAUUGUGUAGAGUGAUUUCAAUCAUGAUAAUAUAAUCUGUAGUGAUUAAAACCAGUGUAAUGUGUUUACACUUCUAUGAUAAGGCCAUGAUAAAUUAAUUCCUAGAUUAUCAUCCAAAUUUUAGAUAAAAAGGGGGCGGUGUGGGGGGGGGGGGGGGGAAUUUUAUUUUUUAUUAGCUCACCUGUCACAAAGUGACAAGGUGAGCUUUUGUGAUCGCGCGGUGUCCGUCGUCCGUGCGUGCGUCCGUAAACUUUUGCUUGUGACCACUCUAGAGGUCACAUUUUUCAGGGGAUCUUUAUGAAAGUUGGUCAGAAUGUUCAUCUUGAUGAUAUCUAGGUCAAGUUCGAAACUGGGUCACGUGCCGUCAAAAACUAGGUCAGUAGGUCUAAAAAUAGAAAAACCUUGUGACCUCUCUAGAGGCCAUAUAUUUCACAAGAUCUUCAUGAAAAUUGGUCAGAAUGUUCACCUUGAUGAUAUCUAGGUCAAGUUCGAAACUGGAUCACGUGCCGUCAAAAACUAGGUCAGUAGGUCUAAAAAUAGAAAAACCUUGUGACCUCUCUAAAGGCCAUAUUUUUCAUGGGAUCUGUAUGAAAGUUGGUCUGAAUGUUCAUCUUGAUGAUAUCUAGGUCAAGAUCGAAACUGGGUCACGUGCGGUCAAAAACUAGGUCAGUAGGUCUAAAAAUAGAAAAACUUUGUGACCUCUCUAGAGGCCAUAUAUUUCAUGAGAUCUUCAUGAAAAUUGGUCAGAAUGUUCAUCUUGAUGAUAUCUAGGUCAAGUUCGAAAGUGGGUCACGUGCCGUCAAAAACUAGGUCAGUAGGUCAAAUAAUAGAAAAACCUUGUGACCUCUCUAGAGGCCAUAUUUUUCAUGGGAUCUGUAUGAAAGUUGGUCUGGAUGUUCAUCUUGAUGAUAUCUAGGUCAAGUUCGAAAGUGGGUCACGUGCCAUCAAAAACUAGGUCAGUAGGUCAAAUAAUAGAAAAACCUUGUGACCUCUCUAAAGGCCAUAUUUUUCAUUGAAUCUGUAUGAAAAUUGGUCUGAAUGUUCAUCUUGAUGAUAUCUAGGUCAAGUUCGAAACGAGGUCAUGUGCGGUCAAAAACUAGGUCAGUAGGUCUAAAAAUAGAAAAACCUUGUGACCUCUCUAGAGGCCAUACUUGUGAAUGGAUCUCCAUAAAAAUUGGUCAGAAUGUUCACCUUGAUGAUAUCUAGGUCAAGUUUGAAACUGGGUCACGUGCUUCAAAAAAACUAGGUCAGUAGGUCAAAUAAUAAAAAACCUUGUGACCUCUCUAGAGGCCAUAUUUUUCAUGGGAUCUGUAUGAAAGUUGGUCUGAAUGUUCAGCUUGAUGAUAUCUAGGUCAGGUUUGAAACUGGGUCAACUGCGGUCAAAAACUAGGUCAGUAGGUCUAAAAUUGUUAAAAUAUUUUGACCUCUGUAGAGGCCAUAUUUUUCAAUGGAUCUUCAUGAAAAUUGAUCUGAAUGUUCACCUUGAUGAUAUCUAGGUCAGUUUCGAAAGUGGGUCACGUGCGGUCAAAAACUAGGCCAGUAGGUAUAAAAAUAGAAAAACCUUGUGACCUCUCUAGAGGCCAUAUUUUUCAUGAGAUCUUCAUGAAAAUUAGUGAGAAUGUUCACCUUGAUGAUAUCUAGGUAAAGUUCAAAACAGGGUCACGUACUUUUGAAAACUAGGUCAAUAGGUCAAAUAAUAGAAAAAACGACGUCAUACUCAAAACUGGGUCAUGUGGGAAGAGGUGAGCGAUUCAGGACCAUCAUGGUCCUCUUGUUUUUAAAACAACUGUACGCAGGGGUUCCAUUUGACCCGGACUUGAGAUUUUGACUCUUGAAAUAAGCAAAAGUGUACAUACAGACUCUUAGGAUUUCAGCUGAAGGGUUCUUUUCAUCAACAUGAGAUUUAUUUCAGUUUAAACUCACAAAAUGAAGCCUUAUAUAUUCAAAAUGACAGCUAUUUAUACAUAAAUUGAACCCCCAGAGUACAAGUCAAGACAAAUGGCAAAAACAGAAUAAAGUAAAAACAGACUUGUAGACUUUCAUUUUUACUCUCAUAUUACCUUUAUCAACAAUUCAACAUUCUAUUUAGGAGCUGGAUCGACCUGCGUCUUUGAUGGGCCCACUUAGUUUCCUCGAAAAUAAAACUAGUAAAAUUAUUUUAUAAUCUGGAUAUCCAAAAUUGUCUGUCCGGAUACUGUUACGCAUUUGUAAACAUUGCCCAUAUCUCCAAUUUAAAGGAUGUGUUUGACAAACUAUGAUGAUGUAAAGACAGUUAAACAGCAUUUAACAGUUAAUAUUAAUAUUUACCUUGACAUCUUCUCUUGCUAAAAUUAUUUAAGAGAAAUGUUUAUCAAAAUCGGCACUGCGGUAAUCUACUUUCAAUUUCAAAAACUUAUAGAAAAAGGCAGGGCCAAUAUAUUUUCUGAUCUAAAUUUGAUUGUAAUUGAUUUUUAUUGAUAUUAGAUACAUGUUUCAGUUGUGACACAUUAAUCAACACCUGGCUUUGUUAUAUCAUGCAAUAAACAACAAUCAGCAGGGGCAAAUAGGUGUGAAAAUAUCCGAAAACUGUUGUUUACAGAUUAUUAGCAAAGAUUAAUUAAUGUCAAGGAUUGAAUCUUUUUUUUCCCGUUGUUUGAUUUUUUUAAAUCUGGAGAUUUGGACUUCUUACCAGGGUGAUCGGGUUUUACAUCUAGAAUCGGGAGAAACCCGACGGCACUGGGAGAGGUGGUACGACUAAAAAUAUUGUUAUAUAUACUUCUUUUAUUAAAUAUUUUUAAUAAAUAGAAAGCAACUGUUUCAAUAUUUCGGAAUCGUAUCGUUCAAAAUGACAUAAGCUUCUCAAUUCAAACCGAUAACAAAAGGUGUGAUAGUCUUUUUGUUAUGAUAAAAAAAACCCAGUAACUAUCGUCAAUUAGCUUGUCACCUGUGUCAAUUUUGUUGUUCACAGUUUGAUCUUGGUUAAAAUAUUCUCCAUUUUUUUAUAAGUAUCCUAAUAUUUGUAAUUUUUAAUAUCUCUUUCAUCAAGGUACUUAUAAAUUUAUUUGAAAUUAAUUUUGUUUGAAAAAAAAAAAAAAGUUUAAACUACUCGAUGUUUUACGGGAACGUAACGGCAGUCUUAGAUUUUAGCGCAGACAGUAAGCGCAGAGAGUAAUUUCCCUUUAUCAAUAGGCGAAUUUGUUUUGGUUUGAAGUUGGAAAGUCGUCUAUACCUGUGUGUCGGGGCUGGUCCCAGGGGUGAAAAAAAUGCAUUAUUUAUGGUAUUUUGCGGCAGCAUUAAAACAAAUAUACGGGACCCUAUCGUGGUUCGUACAUUUUUGUUUUGUUGUUAUUUCUUCGUUUUUUUAGAGAGAGAGAGAAAUAAAAAAGGUCGGAGCGGCUUAAAAAAGAAGGGGCGGGCGGGGAUGAUAAUCUAGGAAUUAAUUUGUUAUGGCCUAAUAUAAAUUUGGAUUAACCUUUACCAUGCUGGACAUGAUUGAUUCUGCUUUUGCGACCAGUGUAGAUCAUGAUCGAUCUGCAGUGUACGCUAUUCAGCCAGUAUCUUUUUGGUAAGCACAUGGUACUGUCCAAAUUGAAAGAUGGACAAGUUCAUUAUAGAAAUUAACCAGGUUAAGGAAGAAAGGUUAUUUCAAAUGAUCACUGUUAAGUUUUAUUUUUUAAUGGUAUUGCUAACCUCUAGUGAAAAUGGUGUUAAUAUUUUUAGCCCUGAUUUCUGUACAGUUAAGCUUUAUCUGUGAUAUACUUUAUUUUGCCUACAGUACUCCUUGCAUUUCCUAUUGAACGUGUAUAUAGGUGGUCAUAUUAUAAAUUAUUAUAGUGCUAUAAGUGUUAUGAGAUAAUAUGAGAUUUUGCUUGAGGUCAAAGUUCUGAUUGGAAAAGUAACAGAAUCUGUCUCGAUACUUUAAUUCUUUGUGAGAUGGUUUCAUGUUGAGGAUAUACAGCUUAUGUUUGACUGUUUUUAUUACACGAAAUAGUGUUGAAACAACAAAAAGCAUAUAUGAUGAACUAUAGACACCCAGUACUUGCUUGCAAAAAUCUGUCAAAAUAGAAAUAAGAAAGUUGUUUUUGCUUGCAUGCUUGUUUGGCUAACUUUGAGAGAUCUAGAACACUACUAGAAUUUUAUUAAACUCCAUACUCAAAGGAAUCCGUACUCAAAUGAAUUAUAUUUGUGUUUGUAAUGCCAAGUUGAUCACUGUGUAAUAUGAGGGCAUUGCAGUACUUUUCAAUAAAGUAAACACAUGAAUUUUGAUCUUGACUUUUUAUGAAGACAAGUUUAUUCAAGAAGCGAGCUGUAUAAUACAUAACUUGGUUAGCUAGCAGCAAAUUCAGAUGCUGUUCCAAGUUUAUUGCGCAAAAGUUUAGUACAAUAUCUGAUCUUACCAGAGGUUUAAAUGGAGUUAUUUGUAAUUAUAGAAUUUAACAUCAUGAGAGUCUGACAGUGAUAACCGCAAUUAUGUAUAUAUUCAAUUAAUCAGUAUUGUGACUGAUUCUUUUAAAUCAUUCUUUUUCUUUGAACAAUUUUCCUCUCACCACUGGGAGCCCAAAUGAUAUUUUGGAUGUAUAAUGUUUUCAAGUUAGGAAGCUCUUAAUUUGUUUGUAGAAUGCCUGAGAUUCCACCAAGAUGCCAGCUUAUACUCGAAAUAAUGUGUGUAAGAAUACCGUGGUCUUUCUGCAUGGAAGUUGCCAUAGAACUUAAAUUGUACCAGUGUGACUGAAAGCCCAACACAAUAAAUCAACUACUUACUGCUGUGUUAAACCAAAAAACUUUCUGUUUUGCAUUUUUCUUUUAUUGUAAUUUGUGAAUUACCCACCUAUUUCAAGUUUAACUUUAUGAUAUUGAUCUUUCAUCUACUUAAUUAUAUUGGAAAGGAAUUAUGAGGUCAUGGGCACAUUUUUGAAUCUCGUCCAUUUUUGUUUCUGUUUUAUUUGUACCAAAGUGAAAGUAUAGCAUUAUAUUGCAUAUUAUUUAUUACGUUUUUAAUAGAUAUUUCUUAAUUUUUCAUUAACUUUCAUUAAAAAGGUUGGCACUUGCAGAAAAAUUUCAUUCACAUUUUUUUACAACAUAAAUUUAUUACUUAACAGUGUAUGAAUAAACCUUAUUGCAAAAAAUACAACAUAUAUUUUUGGGUGCUGUAAAUCACUGUAAAGUAUGGUAGCUACUACAUCGACUUGUGCAAAACUUAAAACUGGUAUAAUGUGUGCUUUUAUCUGUGGCUGAAUGUUAUAAGCAGAUGUAUGUGUUGCUAUAAUGAUUUUAUUUAUUGAUGGUAUUGUUACUUUAUUUUAAUUAUGUGGAUAUCUCAAUAAACAAUAUAAAAACAGA